Molecule: messenger RNA, 4437 nt
Organism: Protopterus annectens (West African lungfish)
Lineage: Eukaryota; Metazoa; Chordata; Ceratodontiformes; Protopteridae
Gene: NPC1
Product: NPC intracellular cholesterol transporter 1
Exons: 25
Coding region: 132-3998 (1288 amino acids)
Cellular component (GO): membrane
Molecular function (GO): lipid carrier activity
Source: RefSeq, a predicted model, not a curated record
GAAGAAAAUUUGAGUUGUGGGCUUUCUGUAACUGCAAGUGACAGGCCAACUAAACCUUUUUGGUUUGCGUUGAGGGUUUGAGUAAUGUUGUGAUAACUGUGGCCUGUUGUACUGCCUUAGAUACAUUGAUCAUGGCUCGAAAUGGCUGGCAAUGUCGAAAGCACUGGCUUUGGAGCGGUUUCCUAUUGCUACUGAAUCUGAUGAUACAUGUGGAGUACUUGGUGUCUGCCCAGGAGUGUGUCUGGUAUGGAGAAUGCCAGUUAGUAAAUGGAACAGAAAAACAUUACAACUGUAACUACACAGGGCCUCCAAAACCACUUCCACAUGAUGGGUAUGACUUAAUGCAGGAAUUGUGUCCGGGUUACAUGUAUGAUAAUGUUAGUGUCUGCUGUGAUGUCCAGCAACUCAAGACUCUCAAAUCCAGCCUUCAGUUACCUCUCCAAUUUCUUUCCAGGUGCCCUUCUUGCUUUUAUAAUUUGAUGAACCUUUUCUGUGAGUUGACUUGCAGUCCACACCAGAGUCAGUUUAUGAAUGCUACAAAGUUCAAUCCACCAUAUAUUGAUCCUGAAACAAACGAGACCAAAACCAGCAUCACAGAAGCCGCUUACUACAUUGGACAACAUUUUGCAGAUGCAAUGUAUAAUGCCUGCAAAGAUGUUGAAGCACCAUCAAGUAAUGAGAAAGCAUUGGACAUUUUGUGUGGAAAAGAUGCCAAAGAGUGCAAUGCCACAAACUGGAUUCAGUACAUGUUCAACACUGCGAAUACACAGACUCCUUUCAACAUCAUAUCUAUCUUUUCUGAUUAUCCUCAGAGUGGGAAAAUCCCAAUGAACAAUGCAACUAAAGGCUGCAACGAGUCAGUAGAUGAUAGUUCUGGGCCCUGCAGCUGUCAAGACUGUUCUUUAGUAUGCGGGCCAAAACCAGAACCCCCACCACCUCCAAAACCCUGGGUUAUAUUCGGCCUGGAUGCAAUGGCUGUCAUCAUGUGGCUAUCCUAUAUGGGGUUUUUGAUUGUGUUCCUUGGAGCAUUUCUUGGAAUAUGGUGUUGCAGAAAGAAGAAACUUGUAUCAGAGUACGCACCCAUUAAUAGCAACCUGGCAUAUACUUUUGACUCAACUGUUGAAGGUAAACCUUCAAGUUGUGAAUCCUUUGGGGAGCAUUUUGAAAAUAUUUUACGCAUAUUAUUUACAAAGUGGGGAUCCGUCUGUGUUCGGUAUCCAUAUGUGAUUAUUUUUUUUACCAUACUCUUCAUUGCUGUCUGUUGUUCUGGUCUGACAUUCAUGAAAGUAACCACUGACCCAGUACAGCUCUGGUCGGCCCCCACCAGCCAAGCACGCAAGGAGAAGGAAUACUUUGACUCUCACUUUGGACCUUUCUUCCGUACAGAACAGUUGAUCAUCACAGCCCCAAACAGCAAUUGGACCACAUAUAUUCCAUACAACCCUGGUCCUCCUGUACCAUUUGGUCCACCAUUGAGCAAAGACAUCUUAGACCAGGUACUGGAUCUUCAGGAUGCAAUUGAACAGAUUCAAGCCCACUACAACAAUGAAACUGUAACGUUAAAGGAUAUCUGUUUGGCACCUCUGGCACCUUACAAUAACAAUUGUACAAUCCUAAGUGUGCUUAACUACUUCCAAAACAGUCAUUCAGUUCUGAACCAUACUGUACAGGAUGAUUUUUGGGUCUAUGCUGAUUACCACUCACAUUUUCUGUACUGUGUUAGGGCACCAGCUUCUUUGAAUGACACAACCAAGCUGCAUGAUCCGUGUUUGGGUACAUUUGGUGGACCUGUUUUUCCAUGGCUGGUACUAGGAGGUUAUGAUGCUGACAACUACAAUAACGCUACUGCUCUGGUUAUAACAUAUCCGGUUAACAAUUACUACAAUGAUACCAAGAAACUGAACAGAGUUCUGGCAUGGGAAAAAGAAUUUAUAGAGUUUGUGAAGUCUUAUAACAACACAAAUCUGUCUAUCUCCUUUUCGGCUGAACGAAGUAUAGAAGAUGAGAUAAACCGUGAGAGUAAUGGUGACAUUAAAACCGUUGUGAUUAGUUAUGCUGUUAUGUUUGUCUACAUCACAUUGGCUCUGGGACACAUACAGAGCUGCAGCAGGAUUUUGGUGGACUCCAAGGUGUCUCUGGGCAUUGCUGGCAUCUUGAUUGUGCUUUGCUCUGUUGCCUGUUCCCUGGGCAUCUUCAGUUAUGCUGGAAUUUCCCUGACUCUUAUUGUUAUAGAAGUAAUUCCUUUCUUGGUGUUGGCUGUUGGAGUAGACAACAUCUUCAUCAUUGUCCAGUCAUAUCAGCGAGAUGAACGGCGUCAAGGAGAAGAGCCUCACCAGCAGGUUGGUCGAAUCCUUGGAGAUGUGGCCCCUAGUAUAUUACUGUCUGCAUUCUCAGAGACAGUAGCAUUUUUCUUAGGUGCAUUAUCCCCAAUGCCUGCAGUUCGCACAUUUUCCAUUUUUGCUGGAAUGGCGGUGUUCAUUGACUUUCUCUUUCAAGUAACCUGCUUCAUUAGUCUGCUAGGAUUGGAUCUUAAACGCCAAGAGAGUAAUCGUAUUGAUAUACUAUGUUGUAUAAAGCAGUCAACAGAAGAACAGAAAAAUACAGAUGGAUGCCUGUUCAAGUUUUUCAAAUACAUCUAUGCCCCCUUUGUCUUGAAGAACUGGGUGCGCCCAAUUGUUAUAUCUGUAUUUGUUGGAAUAUUGUCCUUCAGUAUCGCUGUACUUAACAAAGUGGAGAUUGGCUUGGAUCAGAAGCUCUCGAUGCCAGAUGACUCCUAUGUAGUUGAUUACUUUGAGGCUUUAGGUAAAUAUCUGCAUACUGGUCCACCAGUAUAUUUUGUGGUUGAAGAAGGACUGGAUUAUACUACUCUGGAAGGUCAAAAUAUGAUAUGUGGAGGAGUUGGUUGCAACAAUAACUCAGUUGUACAGCAAAUCUACACAGCAGCCCUGAUACCAAACUACACGAGAAUUGGUUAUUCACCAUCAUCCUGGAUUGACGAUUAUUUUGAUUGGGUCAAACCACAGUCAACCUGCUGUAGAGUUUACAACACCACUGGGCAGUUUUGCAAUGCUUCGGUUGUAGAUCCCAGAUGCGAACGCUGUCGACCGCUCAGUCCAGAAGGAAAGAAGAGACCACUUGGUCAUGAAUUUAUGAAAUUUCUACCAAUGUUCCUUUCUGAUAACCCAAAUCCCAAGUGUGGAAAAGGAGGGCAUGCAGCUUACAGCUCUGCAGUCAACUUGGUUUCCAAUGAUACUUCUGUAGGGGCCACUUAUUUCAUGACAUACCAUACAAUACUGCAGACCUCCACUGACUACAUCACUGCUAUGCGGAAUGCCAGGAAUUUAGCAGCCAACAUCACUAAAUCACUGCGAGUAGUAGAAAACGGAUAUCGUGUGUUUCCAUACAGUGUAUUUUAUGUGUUUUACGAACAGUAUCUGACCAUCAUACAUGACACAAUCUUUCAUUUGGGCCUGUCCUUGGUGGCGAUAUUUGUGGUGACUGCAGUACUACUUGGCUUUGAAUUCUGGUCUGCUGUAAUGGUCUGCAUUACUAUUGCAAUGAUUGUUGUCAAUAUGUUUGGAGUCAUGUGGCUGUGGAGUGUCAGCUUGAAUGCUGUCUCACUAGUCAACCUUGUCAUGUGUUGCGGUAUUUCUGUGGAGUUCUGCAGUCAUGUGGUCAGAGCUUUUUCUGUAAGCACCAAACCAACAAAAGCAGAACGAGCUGAAGAGGCCCUCGCUCAUAUGGGAAGCUCUGUAUUCAGUGGAAUUACGCUAACCAAAUUUGGUGGCAUUAUAGUGCUGGCCUUCUCCAAGUCGCAGAUUUUUCAGAUCUUCUACUUCCGAAUGUAUGUGGGCAUUGUAGUUCUUGGAGCCAUUCAUGGCCUAGUAUUUCUUCCUGUACUGUUAAGCUACCUAGGUCCAUCAGUCAAUAAAGCUAAAGCUCUUUCAGCCAUGGAGCGGCACACAGGAAGUGACCGAGAAGGACUUUUACAUUUUUAAAUACCACACACUGGAGUAAUUUACCUGACUUUGAAGCAUUUUCAUAAUACCACUUUCGUGGUGUGAGACGAACAUCUUCCAGAAUCGCUAUGCACCUUUCAAACUCAGGAAAUACUACAUUAAGGAUUCCUCAGUGUAGCAGCAGUAUUGUGAUUGGAUUUAACAAUCAAAGAGCUUUUUAUCUGCGCAUGUAAAAUGGGUGCCUUACACUUCAACUGCUCUAUAACAGAAAGUGGGCUUCCUGAAGAAGUACAAGAGCAGUGCCCUGUGUCAUCAGCUUUCAAGGACUACAGAAUAAAAGCAGUGUUUGCUGAUCAUGUUUACUUUUAUAGGGAACAAUACCAACAGAUUUUGAAACCAUGGCCAGUUUUUUAUUAGUAUGCCAGGACUGUAUGUAAACAACCUUUUUUCUGUCACAAUAAAUUAACUUUGUACAUUA